CAGACAGGAAGCGCUGGUAACUUCUGUCGGGAGGAAAGUCAGUAAUAGGAAACGCAUAGGAGACACAGAGACAGGAGUGGAGGCAUAGUUUAGAUCAUAUGACUCAGCAGGAAUGGAUGAAGUAAGGAGUUGCGAGGCUGGAAGAUUGUUAAACCUGACACUGGAGAUCAUCUACCUCCUGACUGGAGAGGAUUACACAGUAGUGAAGAAGACAUCUGAUAAGUUUAUGACCCCCAGCAGCCAUCCCCGUGUCUCAGGAAGAUGGACCAGGAAGCGUAACCACACCAUGGAGUCUCCACCUCACUCACUGAUACUUGAUAAAAGCAAAGUAUAUAAAAUCCUAGCACUAACUAAUGACAUCAUUGAGCUGCUGACUGGAGAGGAGUGGGAAAAUUUAGAUAGGCAUGAAGAUCUCUACAAGGAUGUCAUGAUAGAGGACCAUCAGCCUGUCACAUCACCAGAUGGAUCCAGUACCAGAAAUACUCCAGAAAGAUGUCCCAGUCCUCUGUAUUCACAGGAUUCUUCAGACGAUCUCAGUGUACCACAAGAUCAUCAGUGUGAAGAUCUGAUUGAUAUAAAAGUUGAAGUUAUAGAUGAAGAAGAAGAAGAAGAAGAAGAGGAGGAGAUAUACAGCAGAAAUGAUAGACAAGUUAAGGAGGAAGAACCAGAUUUCAGCACAGGUCUGCGGGACCUCUCAAGUGAACAUUUAACUGUGUCUCCUCAUUGUGAAAGAGAAGGUUAUAAUUUAACACAAGAUUGUCCAGGAGAAACCCCCAUGUGUCCCAAUAUAUCCCCAGUCUGUCAUCUGUUGUCUGAUCUCCCUGGUCCCAGGGGACACUGUCCUGAUAAGUCUUGUACUGAAAGUGCAGGUCUAAAGCAGAACAGUCUAUAUACAUGCUGUAAAUGUUCGAAACGUUUAGAAACCAAAACCCUUCUGCUGCGACAUCAAAAAAUUCACAUGAAAAAGAUUCCAUUUUCAUGCACUGACUGCGGAAAAAACUUUCCCCACAAGUCUGAACUUGUGCGACACAAGAGAAUUCACACCGGAGAGAAGCCAUUUUCAUGCACAGAGUGCGGGAAAUAUUUUACCCAAAAGUCAAAUCUUGCUGAACACCAGAAAACUCACACAGGAGAGAAGCCGUUUCCAUGUUUAGAGUGUGGUAAAAAUUUUGCAAGGAAGGCAGAGCUUAUUAAGCAUCAGAGAAUUCACACGGGGGAGAAGCCAUUUUUAUGUUCUCACUGCGGGAAGCGGUUUACCCACAAAUCGGAACAUGUUCGACAUGAACGAAUUCAUAAGGGGGAGAAGCCAUUCCUAUGCUUGGAGUGCGGAUACACCUUUGCAAUGAAAUCUGAACUUUUUAAACAUCAGAGAAUCCACACAGGAGAGAAGCCAUUCUCGUGUCCUGAUUGUGGAAAGUGUUUUGCGCAGAAGUCAACUCUCGUCACUCAUCAGAGAAUUCACACUGGAGAGAGGCCCUUUGUAUGUAUAGAGUGCGGAAAGGGAUUUGUACAGAAGUCCGAUCUUGGAAAGCAUCAGAGAAUUCAUACAGGGGAGAAGCCAUUCUCAUGUUUUGUGUGUAGGAGAUGUUUUACAAGAAAAUCUGACCUUCUUUCCCAUCAGAAGUAUCAUAAACAUGGUAAUAUCUGAAACCACGUCUUAUAUAUGGAAUUAUUCCACAUAAAAAAUUGAGUCACUUUAUAAAAAACAUUUUAUUACUUUUAUAGUGUAUUGAUCCUAUCUGACACACCC
Molecule: messenger RNA, 1750 nt
Organism: Bufo gargarizans (Asiatic toad)
Lineage: Eukaryota; Metazoa; Chordata; Amphibia; Anura; Bufonidae
Product: gastrula zinc finger protein XlCGF57.1-like
Exons: 7
Coding region: 113-1648 (511 amino acids)
Biological process (GO): regulation of transcription by RNA polymerase II
Cellular component (GO): nucleus
Molecular function (GO): DNA-binding transcription factor activity, RNA polymerase II-specific; RNA polymerase II cis-regulatory region sequence-specific DNA binding
Source: RefSeq, a predicted model, not a curated record